AGUCACGGUACAAAUUGCCCUCAAUUUUUGCUGGAAAAAUACCCCAUCACACGACUGCGAUGCUACGUGAGGCAGCUUUCAAGGCACCGUGCAGCCACCUGAGCCACUCGCCUACCAGCCAAGAUCCUAUCCAAAACCAGAGGCAAGCCAAAGCCACGCCAAUCCAAGAGGAGACGCCGCACCCGCGCGCGCGCCAUGAAGUGCUGGUGCGUGCACGCGCCCAGGGGAAGAGCAAUGGCGACGCCGCUCUCCAGCCCCUUCGCCCCCACCACCACCCUCCGCGCCCCGAUCCGGCACCGCGCGCUGCUACUACUUUCCCCUCCCCGCGCAGCCUCCUCCGGCGAGAACGCCGCCGCGGACCAGGAGCAGCCGCCGGCCCCGGCCACCACGGACGACGACUUCGAGGAGCGCGUCCUGCGGAUCAAGUCCCGCGUCGGGCCCAAGAAGCGGAGCGCCCGCAAGAAGAAGGCCGCGGCUGCCGCGGUCGCCAACGCCGUCACGCUCCCGCCCGUGCCGCUGCGGGAGGCCCGGUCGGCAUUCGGCGCGCCCAUCGAGUUCGGCUUCACCGCGUACAGCGAGCGGCUGAACGGCGCGCUCGCGGCCUUGGGGCUUACCGCGCUGCUGCUCGUGGAGCUGGGCUCGGGGCAGGCUCUGGUGAAGUACCACCAGCCCGCCACGCUGUUCCUGCAGGCGUACACCGUCGCGGCGGCCGGCGCGGUGUUCGUCAAGUACGAGAAGGAGCGGAUCAGCGUAUGGCCGGGUUCGCCGGCACCCAAGCCGCCGGCGAGCGGUGAAUGAGCUCUUCCGGAAUUUUGGUUUUUGGUAGGGCGUCCUUUGUAAUCUAUCUUGUGAGUCGCUUGUGUUGCCGAAAACGCGUGUUGUGUAAACUUGAAAAAUCCUAACCAUCUGAGUCAAGAAAAGGCUACAACUUUGAAGUCGUUUAACCCUUA
Messenger RNA from Phragmites australis (common reed), 950 nucleotides. RefSeq lists its product as uncharacterized. The coding region runs from base 196 to 798 and encodes 200 amino acids. Lineage: Eukaryota; Viridiplantae; Streptophyta; Magnoliopsida; Poales; Poaceae. The record is from RefSeq and is a predicted model, not a curated record. The transcript has a single exon.